AAUACUUGAAUGGAAUUCUGGCGACGAAUCAACCGCCAUCUUUGAUAAAUUGGAACCACAUUCCACUACCAGAAUUAAUGUUGUUCGUGGAAAAGGUAACGGAGCGAGCCAAGAUUGAUUACCAUACAGCGAUAGCGGCGUUAAUAUUGUUGUCAAGGCUAAAGAAGAUGCUGCCAAAGGGUGCUCACGGAGAAUACGGAACCUGUCACAGAUUAUUCUUGUCGGCCAUUCUCGUCGCCUCCAAGAGUUUGUCGCGAAAUCAACAUUACUCUCCCGAUUCAUUGUCCGAUGAAGAAUUGCAUUGUCCAUUUUCGGGAUUGCUGAUCGAUCGGGAAUCAAUACCUUCGUCAUCACCCCCCUCUUCUACCUCAUCAGAAGAGGAAGAGGGUGUGACGGGAGACUUGACGAUAUCGGACGCCGUAAAUUGUAAAAUAGCCGAGAUUUCCGGUAUAUUUUCGGUUCAAGAGGUCGAUGAGAUGGAAAAAGAUUUCCUUCGACUUCUUGGUCAACAAACUACUGUCAACGACGACGAUGUGAAGACAUUCGUGGAAAAUCACAGGCACGCCAUGGGCUGA
Molecule: messenger RNA, 575 nt
Organism: Acaulospora colombiana
Lineage: Eukaryota; Fungi; Glomeromycota; Glomeromycetes; Diversisporales; Acaulosporaceae
Source: the annotation of a GenBank genome assembly